AUGGCCCAUGUCGGUCCUGGUGAUGGCAUUUGCUCGUCAGCCGUGCUGGGCGAGAAGCCAGCAGCAAGUGUGGCCAGCAGCACAGCCUUGGCCAUUCGGAACUCGACCAUAAUCGCCCAUCGCCUCUCCAUAUACUUGCCCCAACUACUCCUUCCGUCCCGUGACCCUCAGAAGCUCAUCACCGAAAUCAACUGCCAUGUGGCCCAGUUCCGGGAGCUGCUCAUCUUCAUUGGUCAGUCCCGUGACUCCCCCGAGUUGCGGGAGAAGAUCAGGAAACUGCGGCGCAGUUGUGUGGAUUCCUGCAAGCACACGGCUCACCUGAUCACCCCCCAGCCCCGCCAUUGUCUGGGCAGUGAAAGGAUGCACCUGACCCUGCUCUUCCAUCUCACCCAGCAGUUUCAGAACGAACUGAUCAAGAGCUAUCGCUUGAUUCAACUAGUGCCUCUGGAUAUGACAGAGUACUAUGCUCCCUCCCGCACUGCUCCCUCCAAUCUGGGCAAUGUCAUUAGUCAGAUUCUGCUGUGCAAGCAGAUUAAUCCCGAUUUCCAGCAGGAGGAGCUGUGCAGCAUCGUGAAGGACUCUCAGGAGCUAGGAGAGCUUCUGGAAGAGCUGCAAUCGCACUUGCCCCUCCCAGAGGCUUCUCCCGAUUCUGAAUGGGAUCAGGCACAGAAAUCGGAAAGUAGCCAGAUCUCGUUGAACACCCCGGCCUGGUAUGCCCGUCAGCGGAGGAAGAGCUGCAAGAGCCGUAGUCGCAGUCUGUGCUGCUGUUUGGCCAACAAUGGAGCCAAAACUUAUUAAGAGAUUAAAAAGUGGCAAUAAAACACCUUCCAACAUAUAGUUCCAAGAACCAAAGCACUAGUUAAUUGGUAUCUAUGUCCAGGAAGUGGAAACCUGUACCCGAUAAAGCACAAGUUAGUGGGAAACUUUGAUUUCAAAUCCAUAUAAGAGUCAUCGAAUGUAAUUGCUUCAAUGAUAACUGAGCACCUCUUUGGAAGACGAUAAAAUUUUAUUCCCAGAAACGAUAAACACGGCAAUGUAGGACAUCAAAGAGCACAAAGGCUGUUAAACCAAAAAUACAAAUCGAGAGAGUUCGCGACUCGAGAAUGAUGAAAUCCAAAGUGUUUACUCCUUACAUGGACAAAGGGCGAUAAAUUAACGGCAGGAAAGCAGGUGAAAUUCCACUUUAUGACGUGUAGGAAAGAUGUUAUAUUUUUGUCGAAAAAAGAGAAUCCCAGAAGCGUUAACUUUGUUUACUCGCCAUUUAGCCAGUCACUUAGCAGGGCAGGUGAUGCCAGUGGCAGUGGCAGUGGCUGUGGCUUUGGAGCGGCGCCCACCAGGUGGGCCGUAAAAGAUGAUUAGAUUCCGGAAUCCGGAUUACACCGCAUGCGGACGACCUCCCAGUCGUCAUUGGUCAAUGGCAACCGGGUUGAGCGAAGCUCCCAGUUCUCAACAAACAGAUAAUGCCGCCUGGCAACACAUUCCUCACCCAAAAGUCAUUCAAAAGACAGUCACUUGCUUUGAUUUUUCAUAGUUUAGGUAUUUAAUUUUAAAAAUAUGCCUUUGUCUUUUACAAAACAUAUCUCUACAUUAAAAAUAUAUGUAUAUAUAUAUAUAUAGAUUUAUGUAUAUUGUAUGCAGAUUUAUAUGGUAUAUAAUAUAUAGGUGUAUAUAUUAGGUAUAAACUUCUACAUGUCAUAUGGAUUUUCACAGAAAAUCUUAACACUUUUGAGUAAUGCUUUUUAAUUGUUUCCUUGUGCGCUCUUCUCUAUUUCCGUUUCUAUCCUUUAAUCCUUUCAUGAUUUCCCAUAGAGACUGUUUCAAUCCUUUUUAGUUACUUUGUUGAGCAUUUGCAUUUUUUGGAAGAUUCUUUGUUACGCUUACUCCGUUGGCACCAUCUUAGAGCUACAUACAUAAACUCUGAUCUGUGCUCUUCGGGUAGUAGCUUUGACAGAAGGCAUUAAGCAACAACAACUAACUUAAUUGUUAACAACAAUCCCUACACGACGGUUACACGGUCUGUUCAGAGUGUGUUUUUUAGUGUUUGAUACAAAAAUUGUAUGUUAUAUCGCUAGAGCUAUCGUUAGACAUUCGCUACAACAUUAUAAAUUCACUAUUUGUUCACGAUUCUUUCUGGCUAAUAUCACCGUUAUCACUGCAAUGCCUAAACUCGGCUUAAGUCUAAGCAGAAAGAAGUCUUUUCCUGGAUAGAAUAUGUCGGUCAUGUGUGCUAACAAAAUGGUGCUAUUAAAAGGUAAACAAAGGAACUAACUUAGCCGCUAGACCUAUGCAUAGUCACACUGCGAACAAAACGAAUCCGAAACCGAAAACGAAAACGGUGAAAUCAUUAAUGGAAAUUUGUGCAAAAAAAAAAGGCACACACAAUCUCAUAAAUUAAAAGACUAAAA
Messenger RNA from Drosophila ananassae, 2405 nucleotides. RefSeq lists its product as uncharacterized. Lineage: Eukaryota; Metazoa; Arthropoda; Insecta; Diptera; Drosophilidae. Bases 1 to 798 code for a protein of 265 amino acids. The transcript is spliced from 4 exons. Gene Ontology annotation, cellular component: neuron projection. The record is from RefSeq and is a predicted model, not a curated record. Gene Ontology annotation, biological process: G protein-coupled receptor signaling pathway.